CCCACCGGACCCUCCCCUGGGGGUCCACGGACCAAUCAGUGAAGGCCGGGCCCCCUCACGCGCUUCUUGCCAAUGGAGAAGCCGCUCGCGCUUCAGUCUCUUCCGGGGGCAGUCCUUUGAUAGCUUCUCCUCUCCCCCACCGCCCUGCCUUCUCUCGUCACGUGACGCCACUGGGCCGGACACGGGUCGCGAGUACUACCACGUGAUAUGGGAAAAAAUGUGUGCUGCGGCCACCAUUUUGCUGGAAGAGGAGGAGCGUUUUAUUUUCGGGCUCCACUACCUAUCCCGGCGGUGUUGCGGCUCACAACGUCCUCCGAUCCCUGAGCCUUCCCCAGCCCACGGGACUUUUCCUUUUGCGCUCUGAUUCCAGGACCUUCUCUACGACUAAGCCAUUCUCCCUGCCGGGUGUCCUUUUGAUCUCUUGACCUCUGAUUCAAAGGUCAGCUUGAAGGUUCCGAACUCGGGCCUGGAAUGUGAGGGGUUACAGAGCCUAAAUUCCCUAGUCUCUAGCCCUGGGCCCCGAAGUCCCACCCCGUAGGGCCUCGCCCCAGGUCCUAUCCUUCGUUUUCCCAAAACUGACUCCCGAGUUUCCAGACCUGGCCCGGGAUGAUACCGUAACUUUUACUAAAUUACCCUCCUUGAGCCUGGCAAAGCAACCGCAAACCACAAAUCUAUUCCCGGAUAAAAGACCACUCCCUGUUAACUGUUAGAUCUCUGAUGAUACGGGUCAGCCUAACCCCUGCUCCCCUAGUUCCACAUGUCAGUCCUGAUCCUUUUAAUCCCACUGCUCAGCACCCAAGUUCUGGAACUCUGCUGUAAAACCUUCAGAACUUCCAUCCCUGCGAUUAACUCCUUUUAGAGGAUCCAUCCCUCUCCCAUCAUCAAAUCUUCCAGGCUAUGCAUGCUGUAGGAGACCCAAAAAUGAGUUCUCCACGCUCUCCUCCCCUAGAGCCCCCAGCCCCUUCUCCAGGAAUCCCUGUUCCCCAAGGGCCCGUCACUCCACUUCCUUCUCUGCCCCCAAACCUGCCCAAUUUAGCUUUGCUGCCCCCUGCCUCGAGUCUCCAGACCCCUAUUCCCCCACCACCCCCAUUGCCGCCUCCACCCGCCGUUGGGGGGCCGGCUCCCCCUCAUGUCUUCGGUCUAGAGAAGAGCCAGCUCCUGAAGGAGGCUUUAGAGAAGGCCGGCCCAGUCCCCAGGAGCAGAGAUGACGUGAAGAGGCUCCUGAAGCUGCAAAAGGACCGUUUCAGAAGUGACUUGCAGUGGAUCCUCUUCUGUGCCGACCUGCCCUCCCUCAUCCAGGAAGGCCCUCAGUGCGGGCUGGUGGCCUUGUGGAUGGCAGGCACGCUCCUGGCACCGCCCAGCGGCAUCCCCCUGGAGAGACUUGUGCAGAUGGCCGUGGACAGAGGCUACACGGCCCAGGGAGAGAUGUUCUCCGUGGCCAACAUGGGCAAGCUGGCCCAGGAGGCACUGGGCUGCCAGGCUGAGUUGCUCUGCGGUGGCCUGGGUGGUCCCAACAGAGACCGUGUCCUGCGGCACCUCGUCUCCGGACAUCCCUUGCUCAUCCCCUACGACGAGGACUUCAACCACGAGCCGUGUCAGAGGAAGGGCUACAAGGCCCACUGGGCAGUGAGCACAGGGGUCCUGCUGGGGACGCAGGCUGUGCCAGGCCUCGGCUAUUCUGAGGACCCCGAGCUGCCAGGUCUGUUCCACCCAGUGCCCAGCACAGCCCGCCAGCCGCCAUCCCUGCCAGAGGAAGGUUCCCCAGGAGCCGUCUACCUUCUCUCCAAGCAGGGCAAGAGUUGGCAUUACCAGCUGUGGGACUACGACCGGGUCCGGGAUAGCAACCUGCAGCUGACAGACUUCUCGCCCUCGCGGGCCGCUGAUGGCCGGGCAUACGUGGUGCCCGCUGGAGGGGUGCGGGCCGGCCUCUGUGGCCAGGCCCUGCUCCUCAGCCCAAAGGACUCCAGCUGCUAGCCUGCUGCAUCCCUGAGCCAGGUGACAGGGCCCCCGGCCACAGCUCAGCUCUGUCACCAUUUGAAGAGUGCCCCAGUGCCCUUUUUCCAACAGCCGUGGGAGUGGGCUCUGUUCCAGCCAGAGAUCCUCCAUGCAGAGGCCCCCUCCCGCUCCCCGUAUGUCUCCUUCUCCCACACUCGCCCCCAGUAGUAAGCCCCUACUGUGUGGCUGAGGGCAAAGCCAGGAGCAGCUAGACAAGCUCCCUGUCCAGGAAAGACACUGACCACAGCUCAACCCGCAGGUCUCGUCUGUCCCACCUGAAGGUUGCAUCCAGCCAUUUUUCACUGGUGAUCAUCCUCCUCUUUCUGGACUGGAGCCUUCUCACUAGACCCUUUGCUGCCCCCCAGUCUGUUCCCAUGGAGCCUAGGAAGCCUUGCUUUUUAAAAUGCAAACCAGGGGCACCUGGGUAGCUCAGUGGGUUGAGCAUCGGACUUUAGCUCAGGUCAUGAUCUCACAGUUAGCGAGUUCAAGCCCUGCAUCAGGCUCUGAGCC
Prionailurus viverrinus (fishing cat) is the source of this 2505-nucleotide messenger RNA. RefSeq names its product actin maturation protease (gene ACTMAP). Lineage: Eukaryota; Metazoa; Chordata; Mammalia; Carnivora; Felidae. The transcript is spliced from 6 exons. The record is from RefSeq and is a predicted model, not a curated record. Bases 898 to 1974 code for a protein of 358 amino acids.